This is a messenger RNA of Alosa sapidissima (American shad), 2359 nucleotides long. RefSeq names its product solute carrier family 35 member B3 (gene slc35b3). Lineage: Eukaryota; Metazoa; Chordata; Actinopteri; Clupeiformes; Clupeidae. Bases 620 to 1741 code for a protein of 373 amino acids. Gene Ontology annotation, molecular function: 3'-phosphoadenosine 5'-phosphosulfate transmembrane transporter activity. Gene Ontology annotation, cellular component: Golgi membrane; endoplasmic reticulum membrane. Gene Ontology annotation, biological process: transmembrane transport. The record is from RefSeq and is a predicted model, not a curated record. The transcript is spliced from 10 exons.
UUCAAUCAGAGAGGAAGUUGUUGGCUGCUGCCGGGGGAACAACACUAGCAGCUAUGGAGUAACGAGCAGGAGUACUUUUUCAUAUUAGCAAAUGAUGUCAGCCCAUAACUAGGUAAUUGCAUCUCUAAAUAAGUUGGACGAUAAACGUGCACACGUAAAGAUGAUCAGUACGUGUAUCAGACAAUAAAAAGACUUGCCUGUUCCAUGAGUACCCCGGAAGUGUUGCAUACAGAACUAGCUCGCUAAUUAUUAGCUUGGUCAGUUAGCUAGCUACAUGUUGUUUUAGUCGCCUGUGAAACAUUUCCAUCACGUUUUUGUCGCAAGUAUUGCAGAAACGCAGUGCUGAUAAUAUGGUCCGUAUCGAUCAUGUGCAAUCCGUAGCCUCUCACCGAAGAUAGCAACUGUCAUAUGGCAAGGAGGCUGUUCUACAGUUCGCUUAUCUGCAUGAUGAUGAGACAACGGACAGUGUCCGUCUUUUAUGUCCGGUACCAAAGGCAGGUUUAAACACUGCACUGUACACUACUCGAAAGGCACUUCUCAACCCUUAGGGCAUCUCCGGAUAUCAUAUCAAUGAUCAUUUGUCUCCAGCUGUCAGAGCUUGGAUCAGCCUGCAGACAUCAUGAGUGCCAAAUUCGGACUGAUCAACUACAACUCUCGCAAGCACAUCUCCAUAUCCGUGCCCUCCUCGACGGAGGUCAUGUCUCCACACAUCAAGUCUGUUGAGGAGCUGAAAGUACUAGGCAUCAACCUCAGCACCUUCAACCCCCCUGUGCAGUUCUUCAUCUGUGUGGCAGGAGUCUUUGUGUUUUACCUCAUCUAUGGCUAUCUGCAGGAGCUUAUAUUCUCUGUGGAGGGAUUUAAACCCUUUGGGUGGUACCUCACUCUAGUGCAAUUUGGGUUUUACUCCAUGUUUGGCCUGGUGGAACUGCAGCUAACGCAGGAUAAACGGAGAAGAAUACCUGGCAAAACGUACAUGAUGAUCGCAUUUUUAACUGUUGGGACCAUGGGUCUGUCGAACACCUCUUUGGGAUACCUGAACUAUCCCACACAAGUCAUCUUCAAGUGCUGCAAACUCAUUCCUGUUAUGAUAGGAGGGAUUUUCAUACAAGGGAAACGCUACAAUGCGGUCGACGUCUCCGCUGCUCUGUGCAUGAGCUUGGGACUCAUCUGGUUCACCCUGGCGGACAGCAAAGUGGCACCCAGCUUUAAUGUGACUGGGGUCUUUCUCAUCUCUUUGGCCUUGUGUGCGGACGCGGCUAUCGGAAAUGUUCAGGAGAAGGCCAUGAAACUCCACAAUGGCUCCAACUCCGAGAUGGUGCUGUACUCCUACUCCAUUGGCUUUGUUUACAUCCUGUUUGGCCUGCUCUGUGUCGGCGGAUUGGGACCAGCCGUGGCCUUCUGCUCUCAGCACCCUGUGACGACGUACGGUUAUGCCUUCUUCUUCUCCCUUACGGGCUACUUUGGCAUUUCGUUUGUGUUGGCCUUGAUCAAGCUGUUUGGCGCCCUGGUUGCCGUCACAGUGACAACGGGCAGAAAAGCCAUGACGAUAGUGCUGUCCUUCAUGUUCUUUUCAAAGCCUUUUACAUUUCAGUAUAUCUGGGGAGGCUUGCUGGUCCUGCUUGGGAUCUUCCUGAACGUUUACAGCAAAAACGCGGACAAGAUGAAGCUGCCCUCCCUGGCAGAGCUCCGCAGUCAGCUGCUGAGGGAGCGCAAGGUGCGGCUGCUCUCCCAGAACGUCUAGACACUGUUUUUAGGGGCCCCCAGAUAUAUUGGACCUAAACAAAUGGACAGGGACUUUGGUUAGGAUGUGGGUCUCCACACUGGCUUAACCUCGAGGGCAUUGGUCAGUCACAUUCCUAUCAGGAGCCUCUCACGGACGAAGACUUUUUACUAUCAAAGGGAAACUGUUGACAAAGCCAAAAAAGCAGUUUUGCACUAUUAAUGGUGACUUUUAUCAAUUGUGCAGGACUUGAAGGAAGGAGAAUGGUUUGAUGGUUCAAAGUAUAAACCACAGACUAUAAAAAGGACAAUGUCUGUGUUGAAUGUGUACCAAAUGGAGUCAUCUUUAACAGUGAAUCUUCACCUGCACGUGCCACAAGAAAGGACUUCUUUUUUCGUUUAUGUUUUUCCGAAUCAAGUUUGCGAAAUGGAUAAAUUUCCAUAUUCUUUUUUAAUUUAUAUUUCUUGAUUGUACUGAAAGUGGGGAUUUAAAAAAAAACAAAAGUGAGUUGCGACAUCUUCAGGUGCAGGAGCAGGGAUGUGGAUGUUUAUCGACCAACGUGUCAACUGCCAUAUUUGCUAACCUUUUGUUUGGUGAACGGACAGCUCUUUUUGCAUUAAAAACAAACGGGGAAGUUAA